AUGGCCCGGGGACUGCCCAGCGCCGCCAGCCUGGCGCGCCUCUGUCAGAAGCUGAACCGGCUAAAGCCUCUGGAGGAGUCCACCAUGGAGACCUCGCUGAGGCGCUGCCUGUCCACGCUGGACCUGACCCUGCUGGGGGUUGGGGGCAUGGUGGGCUCAGGCCUAUUCGUGCUCACAGGCACCGUGGCCAAGGACAUGGCUGGCCCUGCAGUGCUCUUGUCCUUUGGCGUGGCCGCUGUGGCCUCCCUGCUGGCGGCCCUAUGCUAUGCGGAAUUUGGGGCGCGUGUGCCCCGCACGGGCUCUGCCUACCUGUUCACCUACGUGUCCAUGGGCGAGCUGUGGGCCUUCCUCAUCGGCUGGAACGUGGUCCUCGAAUACCUCAUCGGUGGCGCUGCCGUGGCCCGUGCCUGGAGCAGCUACCUGGACUCCAUCUUCAGCCACAGCAUCCGCAACUUCACCGAGACUCAGGUGGGUGUCUGGCAGGUGCCCCUGCUGGCCAGCUACCCAGACUUCCUGGCCGCUGGCAUCCUCCUCCUGGCCUCCGCCUUUGUCUCCUGCGGAGCCCGCGUCUCCUCCUGGCUCAACCACACAUUCUCGGCCAUCAGCCUGCUCGUCAUCCUCUUCAUCAUCAUCCUGGGCUUCAUCCUGGCCCGCCCGCACAACUGGAGUGCUGAGGAGGGUGGCUUUGCACCCUUUGGCUUCUCUGGCAUCAUGGCUGGCACUGCCACCUGCUUCUAUGCCUUUGUGGGCUUCGAUGUCAUUGCCACCUCCAGCGAGGAGGCCCAGAACCCGCGGCGGGCUGUGCCCAUGGCCAUUGCCAUCGCGCUUGGCCUGGUAGCUAGUGCCUACAUCCUCGUCUCCACCGUGCUAACCCUCAUGGUGCCCUGGCACAGCCUGGACCCCGACUCAGCGCUCGCCGAUGCCUUCUACAGGCGGGGCUACAGCUGGGCUGGCUUCAUCGUGGCAGUUGGCUCUAUCUGCGCCAUGAACACCGUCCUGCUCAGCAACCUCUUCUCUCUGCCACGCAUUGUCUAUGCCAUGGCUGCCGACGGGCUCUUCUUCCAGGUGUUUGCCCGUGUUCACCCCCGAACACAGGUGCCUGUGGUGGGCAUCCUGGUGUUUGGGGUCCUCAUGGCUCUCCUGUCACUGCUGCUGGACCUCGAGGCACUGGUCCAGUUCCUGUCUAUUGGCACGUUGCUGGCCUACACCUUUGUGGCCGCCAGCAUCAUUGUGCUGCGCUUCCAGAAGGCUUCUCCACCCAGCUCCCCAGGCCCGGCCAGCCCUGGCCCCAUAGACAAGGGACACAACUCCUUCUCAGACCACCUACAGCUGGUGGGUGCUGCGCAGGCCUCAGUCCCCGAGCCUGGGCAGCUGCGACCAGCACUGAUGCCCUACCUGGGCUUCCUGGGUGGGUGCAGCCCUGGGGCUGCCGUGGCAUGGGCGCUCGGCAUCCUGGUGGCCUCGGCUAUCAUCCUGGGCUGUGUGCUGGUCUUCGGGGACUCAGCCCUGCACCUUCCCCGAUGGGGCUACAUCCUGCUGCUCCUGCUCAGCAGUGUCGUGUUUCUGCUCAGCCUCCUGAUCCUGGGGGCUCACCAGCAGCAGCACCGGCAAGACACUUUCCAGAUCCCCAUGGUGCCCUUGACUCCAGCCCUGAGCAUCCUCCUCAACAUCUGCCUCAUGCUGAAGCUGAGCUACCUGACCUGGCUGCGCUUCUCCAUCUGGCUGCUGAUCGGUCUUGCCGUGUAUUUUGGCUAUGGCAUCUGGCACAGCAAGGAGAACCAGCGGGAGCCACCGGGGCUGACCACCACACGCUAUGUGGUGUUUCCCAGUGGCAGCCUGGAGGAGACGGUGCAGGCCGUGCAGCCCCCCAGCCAGGCACCAGCCCAGGAGCCCGGCAGCAUGGAGUAG
Molecule: messenger RNA, 1908 nt
Organism: Cynocephalus volans (Philippine flying lemur)
Lineage: Eukaryota; Metazoa; Chordata; Mammalia; Dermoptera; Cynocephalidae
Gene: SLC7A4
Product: solute carrier family 7 member 4
Exons: 4
Coding region: 1-1908 (635 amino acids)
Biological process (GO): amino acid transport; transmembrane transport
Cellular component (GO): plasma membrane
Molecular function (GO): amino acid transmembrane transporter activity
Source: RefSeq, a predicted model, not a curated record